UAUUGAUAAAAAAAUAAUAAUACACAACAGAAACCUAAUCCCUUAAACCUCGCCGGCGACGAAACAAUGACACUCUCGUCUCCUUCGUUCCGUCUUCUUCUUCCUCAGAAUCCGUUCUGUAUUGUAAACUCAAAACUACACCGUUUCAGCCCUUCGAAACCCUCACACUUUACCUUUAACCAUGAAUCUUUCUCGGUCAGAACUCCGGUGUCUUCCUUCGUCGUCGGCGCUAUCUCCGAGAAAUCCUCAACCGGGACGAAAUCGAAAUCCAAAACCAAACGUAAACCUCCUCCACCUCCGCCUGUUACUACUGUUGUAGCUGAAGAUGAAAUCAAAGAGUCAUCAGACAUUGACGAGUCAGAAACAGUCAACAUUGCUGAAGAUGUCACUCAAUUGAUUGGAAGCACACCAAUGGUGUAUCUCAAUAGAGUCACUGAUGGAUGUUUAGCUGACGUUGCUGCAAAGCUUGAAUCAAUGGAGCCUUGUAGAAGCGUCAAGGAUAGGAUUGGUCUGAGCAUGAUCAACGAGGCAGAAGACAGCGGAGCUAUAAGUCCAAGGAAGACUGUGUUAGUAGAGCCAACAACCGGAAACACUGGUCUCGGGAUUGCUUUUGUGGCUGCAGCUAAAGGUUAUAAGCUUAUAGUGACAAUGCCAGCUUCUAUAAAUGUUGAAAGAAGGAUGCUUUUACGUGCACUGGGAGCAGAGAUUGUGCUCACGAAUCCAGAGAAGGGUCUCAAAGGAGCAGUGGAUAAAGCCAAAGAGAUUGCUCUUAAGACGAAGAACGCAUAUAUGUUUCAGCAAUUCGACAAUCCAGCAAAUACAAAGAUCCACUUUGAAACUACAGGACCAGAAAUCUGGGAAGAUACAAUGGGUAAUGUCGAUAUUUUCGUUGCCGGGAUUGGAACUGGUGGUACAGUAACAGGCACUGGAAGUUUCUUAAAGAUGAUGAACAAGGAUAUUAAGGUAGUUGGUGUUGAACCAUCCGAAAGAAGUGUCAUCUCUGGAGACAAUCCUGGUUACUUGCCAGGAAUCUUGGAUGUUAAAUUACUUGAUGAAGUGUUUAAGGUUAGCAACGGGGAAGCGAUUGAGAUGGCCAGGAGACUAGCUUUAGAGGAAGGGUUGCUGGUUGGGAUUUCAUCUGGAGCCGCUGCAGUAGCAGCAAUAAGCUUGGCUAAAAGAGCAGAGAAUGCUGGAAAACUUAUCACGGUUCUGUUUCCGAGCCAUGGCGAGCGGUAUAUCACAACAGCUCUGUUUAGUUCUAUCCACAAAGAGAUCCAAGAGAUGAGAUAUUAGUAGCAGCAAUUAGAAAAAUCCCCCCCUCAAGUUUGGUUCUUUGGGAGAUUGAAAACAACAAACCUCUCUCUGCAAUAUCGAAAAGAGAGGUUUUGGAGAAUGCCGUGAGGUUAGAGCUCGCACGUAAAUUGAGAGAUAAACAUGUCUCGUGACCAAACAGUUUUUUCAAAGAUUUUGUGAAUGUAUAUAAAAUUAGAGACAUUGUUGCCUUAUUCUUCUUCUUCUUACUCAUAUGUCACAGAAGUGAGAAGUGUAUGGUGGAAUACAUAGAAAUGUACUCAUCUAAACCCUAAAACUGAUUUGAAUCGAGAUCUCCAAGAUUGAAGAAACUCACCGUGCUACGAAAUCGAUCGGUGAGCAAGUAAGUGCCUAUAUGGUGUUGAAAAAGAGUAGAAUUCAAAACUUUUGCCUUCGAUAAUACUCCCUC
Messenger RNA from Camelina sativa (false flax), 1720 nucleotides. RefSeq names its product S-sulfo-L-cysteine synthase (O-acetyl-L-serine-dependent), chloroplastic. NCBI's taxonomy places the organism in Eukaryota, Viridiplantae, Streptophyta, Magnoliopsida, Brassicales, Brassicaceae. The record is from RefSeq and is a predicted model, not a curated record. Gene Ontology annotation, molecular function: cysteine synthase activity.